AAUAUUGUUAUUAUUGGUGUUCUCAAUUGAGGUCAACUAUGGCAACAUUCGUAAAUAAAAAAGUUAUCAUUUUCUCAAUUAAAAAAAUGGUGUAUUAUCUCGACAAAACGUGAGAAGCAGAAUAUGAGCUCCUCAUCAAUCGGGGUGGCCUUCCACCACUAUCUUGUUGAAAUUUAGCAACCAGAAACAUCGGACAUGCAUGCAUGAAUGCAAUUAUGCAAAACGCCUUCCUUCCCCGCUUCCCUCCUCAUAUCUCCAUUUCAAAAAAAAAAAAAAAAAAAACAGAACUAGAAAUUACCUAAUAAAUUAAAGUAUAUCAAAAUCCAAUAUAAAUUCAAUGCAAUAGUGAAUUUCAAGUUUCAAUUAGGUGGAAUAAUGCAUAUUUCACCACAGAAGAAGAUGUUUUGAAAUGGAGAGGAGUAAUUUACCGGGAAAAGCCAUGAGCUUUAGCAACACUGCUUUCUAUGGCGCCUCUGGCAGCCCAACAGCGCGUUUGUUCGUUACCCCCAGUAUCAGGAAGAGCGAUUUGGAUAGGCCGCCGCGCAUUGAGGAUGAUUCUUCCAAUAAUGCUACCGAAAAUGCCGAUCAAGUGUUUCAAGAUGUUGAUGAAUUCUUAGGAGUCCUGUCCGCCGCCGGAGAUGGCUCUACUCCGCCGGAUGUUCCCGACGCCGUCGAGCUCCUUUGCAAGAUUGUCGAGUCAAGGAUCGCUAAGUAUACUUCCGGGGAGAAUCGGAAUAAAUUUGGUAGGAUGAACGAAGAGGACGACUCAUUGAUAGACGCGGUCAUGCGGUUAUCGAGAUUGAGUAAUGCGUUACGACAGUUUCCGGCCGGGUCGACCGCCGCGUCGUCGAGCAACCGGAUCGGGACGGUGUUGCAGCUGGCGAUGGCGUUCAUGGAAGAAGAAUUGCCUAAUUUACUGGAUGAUUCCAGAAAUGGCGCCAAUUCCAAUGAUUGCAAAUUGUUUUUGUUCAAUGCCAAGGAUGAGAAUGCCGGUUCCGGCAGGGAAGAGAAGUAUCCGAGAUUUUCGCCGGAGGUUGUGACGAAAAUCGGUCGCAUCGCCACCGUCAUGAUCUCCGCAGGGUAUGAGAAUGAGUUCUGUGAGGCGUAUACGAUUUCGCGGAGAAAUGCGUUUUCUGAACAAAUGAAGAAAUUCGAUUACGAGAGGAUUAACGUGGAGGAUGUGCAGAGAAUGCAUUGGGAUACUCUGGAAGGGGAGAUCACGAGAUGGAUCGGAGUGGUGAAAUACUGCUCGGAAACCUUGUUUCCGGGAGAACGGAGACUCGCCGACUCCGUUUUCUCGGAACAUCUGUCGUUCUCCCUCAGUGUUUUCAGCAAUUUCGUUCGCGCGGCGGCGAUUCAGUUCAUCGACUUCGGGGAGGCGGUUUCGAUGACGAAACGCUCCGCCGAGAAGCUCUUCAAAUUCAUGGACAUAUACGAGAGAAUCCGCGAUCUCAUCUCGGCGAUCAGCGAGUCAUGCUCGGACGUCUGCCGGAACGAGAUCAAUCACGAGAUCGCCGCCGUGAGAGACAGAAUCGGAGAAGCAGUGGUGAGCGUAUUCUCCGAUCUCGAGAGCUCAAUCCGUAACGACAUCGCGAGAAUCCCGGUCCCAGGCGGAGCAGUUCACCCGCUCACGCGCUACGUCAUGAACUAUCUAGAAUACGCCUGCGAAUACAAAGACACCUUGGAGCACAUAUUCGAGAAAAUCUCCAAGCCGGAGCAACCAUCGCCGCCGGGCACCGACACUCCAUUUUCAACCCAGAUCAUCGCCGUGAUGGACCUCCUGGACGCAAAUCUGCAAACAAAGUCGAUGCUGUACCGCGAUCCCGCCCUGCGCGACAUUUUCCUGAUGAACAACGGCCGAUACAUUCUCCAGAAGGUGAAAGGCUGUCCGAAGAUCCGCAAACUGAUGGGCGACAACUGGUGCCGGAGAAGUUCGGGGAUCGUGCGGCAAUACCACAAGAACUAUCAGCGGGAGACGUGGGUGAGGUUGUUGAGAAUGUUGGGGCACGAGGGUUUACAGGUGAGCGGCAAAAUCGCAAAGUCGGUGAUGAAAGAGAGAUUCAAAAGUUUUACCAGUGCGUUCGAAGAGAUACACAAAACACAGAGCGCUUGGGUGGUCAGCGACGAGCAGCUCCGGUCGGAGCUUCGGGUUUCCGUAUCGGCGGUGGUCAUUCCGGCUUACCGCGCCUUCUUAGGGAGGUUUAGACAGUGCCUUGAUAAUUCAAAACAAGCUGAGAGAUACAUCAAGUAUCAACCGGAGGAUCUCGAGGCCAUGAUUGAAGGACUAUUUGAGGGCAAUAAUAAUAAUGCACCAAUAGCUAAAAAGAAGACAUGAUUUGAUGUGCUAUAACCUUAUUAUUGCCCACAACCUACCACUCGUCUCG
Messenger RNA from Ipomoea nil (Japanese morning glory), 2384 nucleotides. RefSeq names its product exocyst complex component EXO70B1-like. Gene Ontology annotation, molecular function: phosphatidylinositol-4,5-bisphosphate binding. Gene Ontology annotation, biological process: exocytosis. The coding region runs from base 410 to 2335 and encodes 641 amino acids. The transcript has a single exon. The record is from RefSeq and is a predicted model, not a curated record. Gene Ontology annotation, cellular component: exocyst. Lineage: Eukaryota; Viridiplantae; Streptophyta; Magnoliopsida; Solanales; Convolvulaceae.